GGCUAAGGCAAGCUGUGCAUCCAGUAGAGCAGCUGUCCAUUUAGGCUCCGAGAAUGCCGCUUGAGUCUAGUGAUGUUACUGCUCUCAGCAGCCGAAUAUUGGAGAAAUUGGAAGAGGAUAAGUCACAACAGGAAUCCAGGAUUAUAGUACUCAUGUACGGAGCACCAGGAUCUGGGAAAAGCACCUCCGCAGAGUUGUUGACCAAGGAUUUGAAUGCAAAGUUUAAAAGGAAGAAUUGCAGCAGUCAACAAAGAUUUUCGGUGCCCUCGCAACCCUCAGUAAUACAUCAAGGCAAAGGGAAAGCAAAGACACAAAUAUUCCAGUACAACGAAGAGUCAAGUAUUGGCUCAAAGAGCGAGGAGAUACCGUUUGCCACCCACCUCAAAAUGGAUGGGUUUCAUUUGCCUCUUUGUGUCUUAGAUGAAGAACUUAAACGUCGAAGAGGAUGUCAAGAGUCAUUUGAUGCCUCCUUAGUUGUCAGACUUGUGGAACUAUUGCUUAUUGAUGACACCUGGUCCGCUCUAAGCAUACCGGACUUUGACCAUGCAACAAAGGACCCAGUCAAUCCAGGUAUUUAUGUUUCGAAGAAAACCAAAGUGGUGGUUUUUGAAGGCUUAUAUUUGAUGCUCGACAUUGAUCCGUGGUCCCAAAUCUCUAAGAUGGUGAAAGAUUCAACAGAAAACAAAAAUGGAAGUAAAAACACCGUUUUGGUUGCCCACAUACGUGGCGGAAAUGAAAUUGAAACUGCACAUAGGAUAGCCUUGAGACAUUUGCAGUCUGGCUUGGUUGUCUCCUACGACGAAGGACGGAAACGAUACUUUGAGAACGAUCUGGCUAAUGCCAAAAUAGUUGAAAAUCGGAGUGUCACAAUUUUUGAUGAUAUGAUCAUAAACAAUUCUAUUAGAUUGGCUUUACCCUAACUAUAGAUUUUUAAUACCCUAAUAAAAAUAAAUAAAUUUUAUAAAUAGAAAACCAGAAAAGUAUUUGCCC
This is a messenger RNA of Pichia membranifaciens NRRL Y-2026, 990 nucleotides long. RefSeq lists its product as hypothetical. Lineage: Eukaryota; Fungi; Ascomycota; Pichiomycetes; Pichiales; Pichiaceae. The record is from RefSeq and is a predicted model, not a curated record. The transcript has a single exon. Gene Ontology annotation, molecular function: ATP hydrolysis activity; ATP binding. The coding region runs from base 54 to 920 and encodes 288 amino acids. Gene Ontology annotation, cellular component: cytoplasm.